Messenger RNA from Electrophorus electricus (electric eel), 2101 nucleotides. RefSeq names its product protoporphyrinogen oxidase (gene ppox). The record is from RefSeq and is a predicted model, not a curated record. Gene Ontology annotation, molecular function: protoporphyrinogen oxidase activity, oxygen as acceptor. Gene Ontology annotation, biological process: heme biosynthetic process. Gene Ontology annotation, cellular component: mitochondrial inner membrane. Lineage: Eukaryota; Metazoa; Chordata; Actinopteri; Gymnotiformes; Gymnotidae.
CUCGAUUUGUCAGUAGGCGAGGCUUGUUUUGAACUUGGUGUUUUAGAUACGCUGCUGUUUAAAAUUUCACUAUAAGGCAAGUACAGGAGCAGGAGGAGACAGUCCUGAAUGCAGAAGGCUGUAGCCGUGCUUGGAGGCGGGAUAGGAGGCCUCUCCGCUUGCUAUUACCUCAGCAAGAGCUCACAGGUCUCCAAGGUGGUGCUCCUGGAAGCGACUGGGAGGUGUGGAGGAUGGCUGCGUUCAACACGGAGGGAAGACGGAGCCGUGUUUGAGCAUGGACCACGCGGGGUGCGGCCUUUUGGUCCAGCAGGACAGAACACCUUAAACAUGCUCUCUGAGUUGGGGCUUGAGAGGGAGAUACUUGCAGUUCCCCAUGACCAUGUGGCAUCUAAGAACCGUUUCCUCUAUGUGAAUGGUCAGCUGCACAGAAUGCCCUCUAGCCUCAGUGGGGUGGUGCACACGGUGCCCCCCUUUUCACGUCCCAUAAUUCUCAGCGUGCUAAAGGAAGUUCUGGUUAGUAAAGGGAAGCAGGAGGACGAGUGUGUGCAUGCAUUUGUGUCCAGGAGACUGGGCUCUGAGUUGGCAGAUAUAGCCAUAGACAGCGUGUGUCGUGGGGUGUUUGCAGGGGACAGCAGGCAGCUAAGUGUGCGUUCCUGCUUCCAUUCACUCUACAGUGCAGAGCAGGCUUGGGGCUCUGUCCUACUGGGCAUGCUCAUGGGCAAGCUUAUGGGCUCUGAGAAGGGCCUUCCAGUGGUCCCCUCUGAGCUGGCACAGAGGGCACAGAAAGAACGCUGGGCGCAGUGGUCUCUGAGGCGGGGCAUGCAGGCUCUGCCUGAGACCCUGCAUGAAGUGCUGAGGGGGAAAGAGCGGGUUGAGGUCCACCAGAACACACCUGUGAAGAGUCUGAGCCGCAAACCUGGCGGGUGGGAGAUUAAACUGGAGGAUGGGGCAACGUUAAAAGUUGACCACGUGAUUUCUGCUGUACCUGCAUCAGCUUUAGCAUUGCUGUUGCCCCCUGCUGCCCAUUCACUGUCAGAACAACUGCGAGCAAUCCCCACAGUGACUGUUGCCAUGGUGAACUUGGAGUUUGAGGGAUCGGUGCUGCCUGUAAAGGGUUUUGGGCACUUGGUGCCCUCCUCAGAGGAUCUUGGGCUGUUGGGGGUUGUGUAUGACUCUGUCCCAUUCCCACAACACAACCGGAGAGGAGACCCUACCACCAGAUUGACAGUUAUGAUGGGAGGUGCUUGGUUUGAGGAGACGUUUGGUCAUCCAGGAGAGGUGAAGGAGCAGGUGCUGCUGGAUCGAGCCAGCAGGGUCUUGAGGUCACACCUUGGCAUCACAGCCACACCAUCAUGGAGCAAAGCUGCCGUACUUAAGAACUGCAUUCCACAAUACCAUGUCGGACACUGGAAAAGACUUGAAAUGAUGAGGCGGUAUAUCAGCGAUCAUGGACUACCACUCACACUCACUGGAGCUUCCUAUGACGGUGUCUCAGUCAGUGAUGUCAUAUUCAGUGGAAGGGUGGCAGCGGAGUGUCUCACAGGAAAGGCCUGAUCUUGAAAACAUGGCUUACCACCCAAGAUCUCAAUAACACUACAGAUCCUACACACUUGCAGAGAUGCUAAAACUGGACACAUAAUCUUUAAACGAUAUGAACUAGCCAGCCAUUUUGCAAAUUGAAAGACUAUUCCAGCACUAAACCCUCAAAAAACUUUUUUUUUUUUUUUUUUUUUUUUUUUUCCAGUUUUCAGGGUAAUUUAAAAUUGUUUAAAAUUUAAUUAGACUUACAGUUCUAAAGUUAUCUUCCUUUUACUUCCUUGGAACGUUUUUGGCUCAGUACAUGGAUGUUUACAACUACAUGUGUUUAAAAUAAUUUAGCAAUAUCACAUUUCCAGAUUGUUUGGUGAAUUAUUAAUAAGCAUUUUAUUUGCUCAAAAAUUUUAUAUAAUUAUCUAAAGAAAAACUAACUACUCUCACACACCACCUUUCUUGGUGUACCUAACAAAUGAUGCCAGUAUUUCAGUGCAUGCGUAUGUGAGAGAGAAAGACUGCACUGUCAUAGCCCCCUUUUUAUGGCAUUUAGCUAACACUUUUAUCCAAA